Molecule: messenger RNA, 1754 nt
Organism: Trachymyrmex cornetzi
Lineage: Eukaryota; Metazoa; Arthropoda; Insecta; Hymenoptera; Formicidae
Exons: 4
Coding region: 416-1723 (435 amino acids)
Source: RefSeq, a predicted model, not a curated record
UACAAUACUUCUUUUUUUUUUAGAAAUUUUGACGCAAGUGGUAAAAAACAAAUGUCUUCUCCAAAUGCGACUACCGUAGUUGGAUAAUCUUUACAGAUUGUAUCUAAAUUCAGAGCAAUAUAUACUCAAAGAGCUUAGAAAAAAGUAAAAGAGUUCCAUAAAUUUUUUUACUUUCUCAGUCACCAUUACUGUUUAUAGCAUUGUCUCCAUCUCUUAUAGCACUAAAGAAUUGGAUCAUAUCUCCACAAGCUUCUGUAUUUAUAAGAUUUUUACUUUUUCUAAACAUUCUAGAUGAAAAAUUUUUUGUUUAAUAUAUACACAUAUAUACAGGGUGUUCGAUAAUGACCACAUAAUCUGUCAGGUAUACAUAUUUUAAACUUGUACAUACUUGGACAUCACAUGAAUUUCCACAAAUAUGGACGAUGAAGACAUAUUUCUUUUGUCAGUUUUGCAAUUAUUAUGUUUAUUGUCCUUAUUACAAAGAAGAGAGAGAAGCAAAAGAUGGUUACAUCGAAGGUGGUGGGUAAGACCUAUUAAUGUUGCGCGACCUGUAUAUGGGGAUUUUCAGCACCUCUUCCAGGAAUUGAAAUAUGACGAUCCUGAUAUAUUUUAUCGAUAUGUAAGGAUGAAAAAGGAAAUUUUUAAUCUUCUAUUAAAGAUGACAAGUCCUUUUUUAACUAAAUUAAGCAAACGUGCAUUUAGUCCAGAACAACGGUUGGCUAUGACUCUAAGAUAUUUGGCCACUGGAGAUCAAAUACUAUCCAUUGCACUAGCUUAUAGAUGUGGAGAAUCAACUGUCCGAAAAAUAAUACACGAAACUUGUUCUAUUAUAGUAAACGUAUUACAACCGAUUUAUCUUCGUUUACCAACAACAGAAGAAUGGACAAAUAUUUGUACUGGAUUUUGGGAAAACUGGAAUUUUCCUAAUUGUGUUGGGGCAUUUGAUGGGAAACAUGUUGAAAUACAAGCUCCGCCAAAUUCUGGGAGCUUAUUUUUCAACUAUAAGAAAACUGUUAGCAUUGUGUUAAUGGCAGCAUGUGAUUACAAAUACAUGUUUACACUGAUCGACAUAGGCUCUUAUGGCGGUAACAGUGAUGGUGGUAUUUUUACCUCUUCUGAUAUUUAUUCAACAUUAGUAGAUGGAACAUUAAAUCUUCCCGAAGGCAUUGCUAAUCUUCCUGAAAGCGAUAUUCAGUUACCAUGCUUUUUUAUUGGGGAUAGUGGUUUCCCAAUUAGUCGUUUUAUGAUGCGACCUUAUUCUGGAAGAUUACUCAAUGAAAGAAAGAAAAUAUUUAAUUACAGACUGUCCAGAGCAAGACGUAUAAUAGAAAAUACUUUUGGUAUUUUAUCUAGUCGAUGGAGGAUCUAUAGGAAACCCAUUCAUAUGCAUCCUAAAUAUGUAGACACAACAGUUAUGGCAACUAUUUGUCUGCACAAUUUUAUUAAGUCUGAAGAGAAUUUUAUACAAUCGGAGUCUAGAAUAUAUUGUCCUCCUAAUUUCAUAGACUCUGAAGAUGAGGCUGGUAAUAUAAUUCCUGGUCAUUGGCGGCGAGAAACUGAAAAUGUCCUCAGAAAUAUACCUCCCUCAUCAAUGCAUCAUGCAACUUCAAUUGCAUAUAAGCAACGCGACAAGCUAGCUGAUUAUUUUAUUUCACGACCUGGGGAAGUUUUUUGGCAAUAUGAAUAUGUUAGAAGAGGACAGCAUUGUGAUGAUCCCCAAUAAUAACAUAUUUUAAAUGUAAUAUAAUUAUACG